AUGAAGUUCUUCACCAACUUGGCUCUUGCGGCUUUGACGCUCGCCCAGACUGUUGUUAGCGAUGCUGUUCCAUGGGAGCGUAUCGACAAGAACAACUCUCUCCUCCUCAUUCUCGACCUGCAGGUCGGUCUGUACGGCGUCGCCCGCGACUGGGAUGCCACUCUGUACAAGCAAAACAUCCUCGCCCACGCCGAGAUCGGCAAGCUCUUCAACCUGCCCGUCAUCAUGAGCACGUCCGCGGAUACUGGUCCCAACGGUCCCCUGCCCAAGGAGAUGCUUGAGAUGCAUCCCAAUGCACCUCUUAUCCGCCGCCAGGGUGAGGUCAACGCCUGGGACAACCCGGAAUUCCAAGCCGCCAUCAAGGCCACGGGCAAGAAGCAAAUCAUCGUUGCCGGCAUCACCACCGACGUGUGCACUGCAUUCCUUGCGCUCUCCCUGCGCGCCGAGGGCUACUCCGUCUUUGCCAAUAUCGAGGCCUCGGGUACCUACUCUGAGCUCGUUCGCGACACUGCCAACUCGCGCAUGGAGAAGGCGGGCGUGCAGCUUGUGUCCAUGUUUGCCAUUGUCUGCGACCUGAUGCGUGAUUGGCGUGCUACUCCUGGUGCCAAGGAGGUUCUGCCUUUCUUGGACAGGUACCUCCCUGUCUACGGUAUGCUGGCUAGGCACCACGCUGCGGCUGUUGAGAACGGCACUAUUCAGCCUGGUGAGUUGGACACGAUUACUGGAUCCAACGGUACUAUUCUUCUCUAA
Bipolaris sorokiniana ND90Pr is the source of this 750-nucleotide messenger RNA. RefSeq lists its product as uncharacterized. Lineage: Eukaryota; Fungi; Ascomycota; Dothideomycetes; Pleosporales; Pleosporaceae. The record is from RefSeq and is a predicted model, not a curated record. Bases 1 to 750 code for a protein of 249 amino acids. The transcript is spliced from 4 exons.